Molecule: messenger RNA, 726 nt
Organism: Vigna angularis (adzuki bean)
Lineage: Eukaryota; Viridiplantae; Streptophyta; Magnoliopsida; Fabales; Fabaceae
Exons: 2
Coding region: 1-726 (241 amino acids)
Source: RefSeq, a predicted model, not a curated record
AUGCCCUCAUAUGGUAAAUUUCUGAAGGAGCUCCUCACUAAGAAAAGGAAGUACAUUGAAGAGGAAACCAUUGAAGUUCAAGGAAACUGCAGUGCUAUCAUACAAAAGCUUCUACCUCCCAAGUUGAAAGAUCCAGGAAGCUUCACCAUUCCUUGCACUAUAGGAAAUAUCUCUGUUGGAAAAACACUAAUUGAUUUGGGAGCCAAUAUCAAUCUCAUGUUGCUCUCCAUGUUUGAAAAGAUUAAAGGUUUGGAACUCAAGCCUACUCGGAUGACUCUUCAACUAGUAGAUAGAUAUCUGAAAUAUCCUUUUGGGGUAGUUGAAGAUGUGCUUUUGAAGACUGCAAGAGUUUUGAUUGAUGUGGAAAACGACAAACUGAAGGUGAGAGUGCAAGAUGAAGAAGUAAAUUUUGAUGUUUUUGAAGCUAUGUCUCACCCAAAGGAUGACACGGAGUGUUUCCAUCUUGACACUCUUGACGAAAUUUGCAUGAUACAAGAGAAGAAAGCAAGUGAUAUCUUUCUUCUGGAGGAGACACUAGUUGACACUUGUGAAGAAUUGAAUGAGAAAGAAGAAGAAUUGAUUGAUGAGUGCUUGGAUGAUUUGAAAGAGUUGAAAGAAGUCCCUUUGCAUAAGAUGAAAGAGAUCAACAUAGAAGAAAAAGUCAAGGAAAGCAAAUUGGAGCUGAAGAUGUUACCACCACACUUAAAGUAUGCGUUCUUAGAAUAA